AUGAGUUGUCAAAAGGAACAAUUUUCCCUUCUGUCCCAUUGGAUCCAUCUCCAAAAUUCCAUUGAUUUCUUCACAUUUUAUGUCCAUCCAUUCAUUCAAACAUCAAACCCACAAAAUUCGUACUACUAAAAAACACACACUUUCUUAAUUACAUCCAGAAUAAUUCCUAACUACAUUCCAUGUCAUCUUUUUCUUCAUCACCACCACCAGCCAAAUUACCAACACCAACAGCCCCAUCAGGCACGUCCGAUAUCGAAAAUGACAAUACUAAUAAUCCGCCACAAACGCCUUUGCCCCCACCUCCAGGAUUCGGGGUCACCGGUAUCCUUAGAAGAUGGAGACAUGAAGACAUGUUUAUUAGAGUCUCUCUUGGUUUGAGAACUUUUGGUUUUGUUUUUUCGUUACUUGCCUUUAUUAUUAUGGCAAGUAAUAAACAUGGUCGUGGUAGAAAUUUUGACGAAUACGAAGAAUACAGAUAUGUAUUAGCGAUAGCGAUUUUGGCAACAUUAUAUACCGGAUUGCAGUCGUGGAGGCAGAUACAUGAGAUGUCUACCGGAAAACAAGUAAUGUCUCGCAAGAAUAUGGCGUUAAUUGAUUUCUUCGGCGAUCAGAUUAUAGCCUACUUGUUAAUAUCAUCAGCAUCCGCAGCCGUGCCAAUGACAAACCGAAUGAGAGAAGGAGCCGAUAACAGCUUUACAGACGCUACAGCCGCAUGCAUUAGCAUGGAGUUUCUAGCGUUCUUCAUUCUCGGCUUGUCAUCCAUGUUCUCCGGGUACAAACUAGUAAAACAGUCAUAUAUCUAAUCGAUUCGAAGCUCAUUUUACUUUUUUGUCUUUGUGCUUUUGUGUUUUCUUUCUUGUAAAUUAGUACACAUUCUUUUUAAAUCUUUGUAUCAUUCAUUUCUAAUGUAGCAUAGACCCUCACAUCACAUGUAUAGUAUACAAAUUGAAAAUAGAACCAUUUUUUGGUUUUAACAGGUAUAAGUUGUAAUAACAUUACUUCUUUGCAUUUUAUAACGUGAUUGUAACAAAUCAUAUCAUA
Messenger RNA from Erigeron canadensis, 1041 nucleotides. Its product is annotated as CASP-like protein 4B1. The transcript has 3 exons. Lineage: Eukaryota; Viridiplantae; Streptophyta; Magnoliopsida; Asterales; Asteraceae. The coding region runs from base 180 to 803 and encodes 207 amino acids. The record is from RefSeq and is a predicted model, not a curated record.